Phalacrocorax carbo (great cormorant) is the source of this 1787-nucleotide messenger RNA. NCBI's taxonomy places the organism in Eukaryota, Metazoa, Chordata, Aves, Suliformes, Phalacrocoracidae. The record is from RefSeq and is a predicted model, not a curated record.
GCCGGGCCAGGCGCACAAAGGCCGGGGCCGGGGGCGGCGGAGCGCGGCCAUGGGGCUGGCGGCGGUGCGGGGCUGGGCGCUGGCGGCGCUGGCCCUGCUGGCCCCGGGGCCGGCGGAGCGCAGCCGGCCCUACGCCGUGCUGCAGAAGCAGAACCUGGUGCUGCUGGGCAGCAUCCUCAGCGCCCUGCUGCUCACCAUCAUCCUCAUGGCCGUCUGCGUCUACAAGCCCGUCCGGCGGCGGUAGCGGGGCGGGUCCCGGCGGGGGGGGCCCCCCCCGGGAAGGUGCUGCCGCCCCCGCCCGGUGCCCCCGCCGCCCCUCCUGCCGGCUGGACGCGAGCGAUGGCGUGCGCGCGGCGCUUUGCCCACGCAGCAUCGCGUGGCUCCGUCGUGACGUCGCUGCGGGUGACGGCGUGGCCGGCUGCUGGAAAUCACGGCCCGGUCCCCAGCGGACUGGCGCCCGGAGCUGCCCGGGAGCGCCUCCGCAGCGAGCCCGGCCGGGUUCCAGCGGGGUCCGUCGCGGCGCGACGCCCUCCCAGGACGCAGCGUUUCCGUGAGGCUGGAUCGGACACGACGUGCUCGGGAGCAUCCCCGGGGCGGGGUGCGGGGGGGGUGUGCGGGGGGGGUGUGCGGGGAGCCGCGCUGGGCUGGCAUGAGGACGCGGCCGGGCUGCUGCCGGCGCUGUCUGUUGAGCAGGCCACGUCUAGCCUUGCUUUCUGUGCCCGUUCCUCGCUCGAAUGCUGAGUCUUGAGGGUUUGUAGUGCGGCCUUCAAAAAUAGUCAGAAGGCAAAAGCUCAGCAGCCUACCGGAGCUGUGCCGGUUGCCUCUGAGCAGAAAUACUGAAGCGUGAGCAGACCCUGGUGUAGCUGUUCAGGGACAGGCUUGUCGUUCCUGAUGUUAUUUGCUUUAACUCUUACCUAAAUAGCCGCAAGCAGCCUUGCACCAAAACAGCCGUGCCGAACCUGUUACGAACUGGGGUGCGGGUGAGGGUUUCCAGCUUGUGCCGCGCAGCCGUCUCCGUGCGGGUGGAUCUGUGCUCCUCAGCAGGUUGCUGUCCCACUGGAAGUGGGAGCCUCCAAAUGUCUGCAAGCCAGGCAGAUGCUUGAGGCUGCUGGGCUCAGGCUCUCUGGAAGUAUGCUGCGUUUGAGCUCUGGACAGACCUGUUCUAUGCAUUUUCAGUAACGAAUUCAAGUGUUUACACUGAAAUCACACUUACAUAUGAAUGCUGCUAUUUUGUUUUGCACUGCUAUGAGUAGUAACUGGAUUUUUGCUUAUUAAGUAUUACUUUGGUAUUUAACAUAGGGGUGUUUUGGCUAGUAAUUUAUUUAGUGUUUUAAAACUUCACUUCCAGAACAAUUGUGUAGACCUGUUCUCUAAAACCUUGUGCUGCAUCUGGCAUGUUCUGUGUUUGGUUUUUUCUAAAGGACACUGACCACUCUCAUUGUGAUGGGGGAUUUUCUUUGCUGCUGCCCUGUUAGUAAAGUGACAUUGGAGGCUGGCCUAGAACAGAUCUAGUUACUAAUCUAGGCAAAACAUGAGUGAGGAAGCAGGAUAGUGCUGUUCUAUUGCUUUCUGAUCCUUUUUCUUUUAUGAUCACUGAGUCCUGUAUCACUGAUUUUUGUCAGUCCAUCUGAUGUACGAGUCGGCCUGUAGCCGUGCGCUGUUCAUGGUGGGGGGGAUGGUGUAGCUUGCAGCUACGGCUCCAAGUUCCUGGGAGCAGCAUUGUUGUUUGCAUUCACUCUUCCCUCCCUGCUAUGUCUCUUCGUACAAAUAAAAAGGUCAGUAAACAA